ACAAGUACAGGCCAAAGAAGGAAGGAGAAGCUGGCGAUGUCACGUUUGAAGGCCACAUCUUCUUCGACGACGCCUUCACAGAUGUUGCCGGUAGCCGGGGGGCCCACGUCAACCAGUACGCUGAGAUGCUUGUGAACAUUAUCGCAGAAGUUUACAGCAUCUUCUUGAACAUCAAUAACGACCUCUUCACAAAGAAGCAGCAGAUCCCGGAUCAGACGAUCGUGACCACGCCGUACGGAGGACGUCUGGUGGUCACCAUGCCACAUGGGAACACCUUAACAGUUCACUACAAGAACAAGAAGCUCAUCCGCCACAAGAAGAGAUGGUCCCAGGUCAUGUACUUGUACUAUCUCCUGGGAUGGAAAGUUUCAACCAAGUAUUUCAAAAGGUGGGGGAAAGGGGAGGAGGAUGUUGAGGUGAAAAAUGAGUUUGAGAGGGAGAAGAAGAACACCUACAUCCUGGCUCUGGAUGGGGACACAGACUUCACGCCGGCCGCCGUGAUGCUGCUCAUCGAUCGCCUGAAACUGUACCCGCAGGUCGGGGCGGCCUGCGGCCGGAUUCACCCCACCGGCUCAGGGCCCGUCGUUUGGUACCAGAAGUUUGAAUACGCCGUCGGACACUGGCUUCACAAGACGGCCGAGCACGUGUUCGGCUGCGUGUUCUGCAGCCCCGGCUGCUUCAGCCUGUUCAGAGCCGAGGCGCUGAUGGACGACAACGUGAUGAAGAAAUACACCGCCGUGUCCUCUCAGGCGCAACACUACAUCCAGUACGACCAAGGAGAGGACCGCUGGCUGUGCACUCUGCUGCUGAAGCAGGGUUGGAGGGUGGAGUACAACGCGGCCUCGGACGCCCACACCAACGCCCCGGAAGACUUCAAAGAGUUUUACAACCAGCGCCGCCGCUGGGGGCCCGCCAUAAUGGCCAACAUGGGUGGGAACUGCUGGGGCUGUGCCACUGUGAUCUCCAAGAAGAACACGUCCAUUUCAAAGGUCUACAUGCUGUACCAGCUCAUCAGCCUGGUGGCGUCCAUUCUGGCACCUUCCACCGUCAUCCUUAUGAUCGCAGGUAGUUUGACUGUGCUGCUCGAUGUUCACCAGAACGUUUCUCUGGUCCUGGCUGUGAUACCUCCAGCUAUCUUCCUCGGCGCCAGCUUCAGAAUCAAGGCAGACACUCAGAUCCUCGUCGCUGCGAUCCUGAGCAUCCUGUACGCGUUCCUCAUGAUGGUAUCGGCAAUCACCAUAAUAGGGACCAUGGUGAAGGACCAAACCAUCCUGACUCCCAGCAGUCUCUUCCUCAUCUUCCUCGCCCUCUUCUACGUCAUCACUGCAUUGCUCCACCCUCAGGAGAUUGGCCUGGUGUUCUACGGCUUUAUUUACAUCAUCUGCAUCCCCAGCGCCUACCUGCUGCUCUCCAUCUACUCCAUGGUCAACAUGAACAACGUGUCCUGGGGCACCAGGGAGACGGCGCCUGCCGCCAGAGACCAGGCCGCCUCGCAAACCAAAGCCGAGAAAGUCCGGAGCACCAUCGCGCGGUUCUUCUCGCGGUCCAAGUGCUGCAGGAGACUGUGUCUGACGGACGCAGCAGACGAGCGAAUCCUCAGCCGGGACGUCCCGAGCGAGGAGCCCGAGCCUCGACCCCAGAACACCAUCGUGGAGGAGGCGGGGCGGCCUGAGGAGCAGCCGAGGCGAAGCACCACUGUAGCCCCCCCUCACCAAAACUGGGUCGCACAGCUGCAGAGUUUAUCCAAUGACAUGAAUCUUAGCGAGGACAAACUGGACGAGGAGGAGGGGCAGUUCUUCAGAGAGCUCACCAGCAAAUACCUGCAGCCCGUUCCCGAGGACAAAGGGAAACAGGAAAUAAUGAUUAAUAAACUCAGGGAGUUGAGAAACAAGAUGACCUUCGUUUACUUCAUAAUCAACGCCUUCUGGCUCGUGGUGACCUUCACUCUCCAGUUAUUAGACUCGAGCGUCUUCAUCAGGGUGCCAAAAAUCAACUUUGACCUUGAGUAUACGGGAGAGUACAUCUUCAUCGACCCCGUGGGCUUCAUGUUCAUCCUGUCCUUCGCCCUACUGGUGGUGAUCCAGUUCUUCGGCAUGUUGUACCACAGAAUGAGCACCCUGAUCCAUUAUGUGGCCUUCCUGAGUACAGAGCCCAUGUCUACCAAGCAAAACCAUCAUCAGCCAAUUAGAAAGAUCGUUGACGGAGAAAGCGAGGACUUCGAUGACCUCAGCUUUCAAGGUGACUUUCGCCGGCGCUUCAACACUGGAACUUUGGUGUGA
Molecule: messenger RNA, 2279 nt
Organism: Gasterosteus aculeatus aculeatus (three-spined stickleback)
Lineage: Eukaryota; Metazoa; Chordata; Actinopteri; Perciformes; Gasterosteidae
Source: RefSeq, a predicted model, not a curated record